This is a messenger RNA of Salvia splendens (bonfire salvia), 1746 nucleotides long. Its product is annotated as cytochrome P450 704C1. Lineage: Eukaryota; Viridiplantae; Streptophyta; Magnoliopsida; Lamiales; Lamiaceae. The record is from RefSeq and is a predicted model, not a curated record. Bases 12 to 1565 code for a protein of 517 amino acids. Gene Ontology annotation, molecular function: iron ion binding; monooxygenase activity; oxidoreductase activity, acting on paired donors, with incorporation or reduction of molecular oxygen. The transcript is spliced from 6 exons.
GAAACAGCCGAAUGAAUAUGAAUCCGCCAAAUUACUCCAGUAUAGUUGCAGCUUUAGCUGCAAUUCUCCUCGCUUCCAUCUUCAAAUUCGCCCUCACGAAGAAGAAUCAGCAGCCGAAGAAGAAGUAUCAUCCCAUCGCCGGCACAAUUUUCCACCUCCUCUACCAUUUCCGCCGCUUCUACGACUACCUCACCGAUCUCACUCACAAAAACACCACCUUCCGAAUCCUCUACCUCGAUAACGUCGAAAUCUACACCUCCGAUCCCGCCAACAUCGAGUACUUCCUCAAAACUAACUUCGCAAACUACGGCAAGGGUUCGUACCACCACGACGUCCUCGAAGCUCUCCUCGGCGAUGGAAUUUUCACCGUCGAUGGAGAGAAGUGGCGCCACCAGAGAAAGAUGUCCAGCUACGAAUUCUCCACCAGAAACCUCCGCGAUUUCAGCGCCGGCGUAUUCAAGGCGAACGCAGCUAAACUCGCUCAUUUGAUCUCCGCAGCUGCCGAAUCAAAUCAAAUUGUGGAAAUUCAGGAUUUGUUCAUGAAAUCGGCACUAGACUCUGUGUUCAAGGUUGUGCUGGGCGUUGAUCUGGAGAGCAUGCGCGGAGCAGACGGAGGAGGCCAGUUUUCGAAGGCUUUCGAUGAUGCAAGUGAGAUGACUACUCUUCGAUACGUGGAUGUCACCUGGCCUAUCAAGAAGUUUCUCAACAUUGGAUCAGAAUACACUCUUAGAAAGUGUAUGAAAGUAGUUGAUAGCUUCGUUUACGAGGUCAUCGACAGCAAGAUUGCACAGGCUAGAAAACCACAGCAUGAAUCGCAAGGUAGCAAAGGAGAUAUUCUGUCGAGAUUUCUGGAAACGAAUGAAACAGAUCCUAAGUACCUAAAGGACAUAAUCCUGAGCUUCAUAAUUGCUGGCAAGGACACAACAGCCAGCACUCUCUCAUGGUUUUUCUACAUGAUGUGCAAGCACCCUCACUUGCAGGAGAAGAUUCUAGAACAAGUGCGCUGCGCAGCAGAACUAGACGAACAUUCUAGCAUCGAUGACAUAGCUUCCAGUAUCACAGAAGCAGCAUUGGACAAGAUGCAGUUUCUCCACGCUGCUCUCACCGAGACUCUCAGGCUUUACCCUGCUGUUCCAGCCGAUGGGAAGAUGUGUUUUGCAGAUGACACAUUCCCGGAUGGAUUCAGUGUGAAGAAAGGGAAUUUGGUGUCGUACAUUCCUUACUCUAUGGGAAGGAUGAAAUCUCUGUGGGGCGACGAUGCAGAGGAGUUUAAGCCGGAGAGAUGGCUUGAUCAGAACGGCGUUUUCCAGCAACAGAGCCCCUUUAAGUUCACAGCUUUUCAAGGAGGUCCAAGAAUCUGUUUAGGGAAAGAGUUUGCUUACAGACAGAUGAAGGUUUUUGCAUCCGUGCUACUCACUGCCUUCUCCUUUAAGUUGGCAGACGAAUCGCGACCUGUGAAUUAUCGACCAAUGCUAACACUUCAGAUUGAUGGCGGCCUUCAUCUGAUUGCUGCUUUUAGGACUAAGCAACAAGGAGGUUCUGCAUCGUCUCGCCUUCCUCUUUGAGUACAAGCUGUUGUAUAGGUAAAAAUAAAAUGAAGCUGGAAUAUGAAUUUUAUAAUGUGUAUUAUUUGGUUUUCUGUUUGAACAUAGACAUGAAUCAGACCUCAGUUUCUUGAAGGCUACAUUGUAAUAGUAAUAUGAAUAAUACGAAAAUAUAAUGCCACAUAUGCUAAUUCAUGUCUCA